AUGAGCACCUAUCCUGAUCUCCACCUUUAUAUCGACGGGCAGUUCCGGAAAACCACGGCAACGCUUCCGGUCGUCAAUCCGGCGAAUGAACAGGUGAUUGGUGAUCUGCCAAUUGCGGAUCAAAGAGAUCUGGACGAUGCACUGGAAGCCGCGGGGCGCGGUUUCAGGGUGUGGAGCCGUACGUCACCUCGAGAUCGCAGCGACAUCAUUUUGAAAGCCGCCCGACUGUUGCGCGAACGGAUGAACGAUGUUGCCUUUUCGAUCACCUGCGAGCAUGGAAAACCCUACAGGCAAGGUCAGUUGGAGGUUGUUCGGGGCAGCGAGUUCUUCGAGUGGGAUGCAGGAGAAUGCCAGCGUCUUUACGGACGGGCGAUCCCGGGGGCACCGGGGCUGCGGCACACGGUCCUUCGGCAACCGAUCGGAACCGUGGCAGCGUUUGCGCCCUGGAAUUUCCCGAUGAGCCAGCCAGCCCGGAAAGUCGCGGGAGCCCUUGCCGCCGGGUGCUCGGUUAUCCUCAAGGCGGCUGAAGAAACGCCGGCAGGAGCCUUGCAUAUCGCUCGUGCCUUUCAUGAUGCAGGGUUACCGGCCGGAGUGCUCAAUCUGGUUUUCGGUACUCCUUCGGAGAUCUCGUCCUAUCUGAUCCCGCAAGACCAGAUCCGGCUGGUUGCCUUCACGGGUUCCACCGUCGUCGGACGUCAAUUGACGGGGCUGGCGUCCGAUCACAUGACACCCGUGCUGAUGGAACUGGGUGGCCAUGCGCCGGUUAUCGUAUGCGAUGACGUUGACCCCGAAGAGGUCGGCGGGAUCUGUGCCAGUCGCAAGUAUCGCAAUGCGGGUCAGGUAUGUACGUCGCCGACCCGAUUUUAUGUCGGUGAGACGCAAUUCGAGACAUUUGCACAAAGCUUCGUUGCAAGUGCAGAUGCCAUUGUUGUCGGCGAUGGACUGAACGAGAAGACCCAAAUGGGACCGGUUGCCAACGAGCGCCGGCUUGCGGCGAUGUCGGAACUGGUUGAGGAUGCAGUUUCCAACGGUGCAGAGCUCAGAACCGGUGGGCACAGGAUCGGCAACAAGGGCUACUUUUUCGAGCCCACAGUCCUUGCCAAUGUACCAGACAAGGCGCGGAUCAUGAGCGAAGAGCCUUUCGGUCCGAUUGCGAUUAUCAAUCCGGUGUCCUCACUGGAAGAGGGAAUCGCACAGGCAAACCGAUUGCCUUUUGGCCUUGCUGCCUAUGGCUUUACCCACUCGGCUGCAAAUGUCGAACAGCUGGUGGACGGUGUGGAGACAGGCAAUCUGUCGAUCAACACGCUUGAGGCGUCACUGCCCGAGACGCCUUUCGGCGGAGUGAAGUCGAGCGGCUACGGCCGUGAAGGCGGGGAGGAAGGCCUGCACCAUUAUACGGUGGUGAAAAACGUUUCCCACAAGAUCGCCAUCGGUUGA
This is a messenger RNA of Effrenium voratum, 1437 nucleotides long. The record is from the annotation of a GenBank genome assembly. NCBI's taxonomy places the organism in Eukaryota, Dinophyceae, Suessiales, Symbiodiniaceae.